Messenger RNA from Microtus ochrogaster (prairie vole), 1110 nucleotides. It is a transcript of the gene Slc66a3, whose product is annotated as solute carrier family 66 member 3. The record is from RefSeq and is a predicted model, not a curated record. Lineage: Eukaryota; Metazoa; Chordata; Mammalia; Rodentia; Cricetidae.
GCGGGAAAGCGGAAGGGCUCUGGACCUGACCGUGAGCUCCUGGUUCUCACCCACGAGAUUCCGCAGCCCCCUGACCCCGCACUCCCGGGAUUGCAGUAUGGAGGCCGGGCUGCUGUGGUUCUGCAACUGGAGCACGCUGGGCGUUUGCGCCGCACUCAAGCUGCCGCAGAUCUACGCGCAGUUGGCGGCGCGCAGUGCGCGGGGCAUCAGCCUCCCCAGUUUACUUUUGGAGUUGGCGGGGUUCCUGGUCUUCUUUCGCUACCAGUGUUACUAUGGGAACCCGUUGCUCACCUACCUGGAAUACCCCAUUCUCAUCGCACAAGACAUCAUCCUCCUGCUCUUCGUCUUCCACUUCAAUGGGAACGUGAAGCAGGCCUUGCCCUACAUGGCUGUAUUUGUGUCAUCCUGGUUCAUCCUCAGCCUGCAGAAAUGGAUCAUCGACCUGGCCAUGAACUUAUGCACUGUCAUCAGUGCGGCCAGUAAGUUUGCCCAGCUCCAGUAUCUGUGGAAGGUGCAGGACUCGGAAGCCGUGAGUGCACUGUCCUGGGGCCUCUCUGCCUACACCUGUGCAACACGAAUAGUAACAACUUUAAUGACCACCAAUGAUUUCACAACUCCCCACAACAGAACUCUAACCCACAGGCAGAUGAGGAGACUGGAGCCUAGAGAGAUCACUGAGAACUCUGGGAGUUCAGAAGAUGCUCUUGGACUCUUCACUAUUUCACCUGGGAGGCUUUUCAGAUGUUCCUGAUAACCUACACUGAGACUUCAAGCAAGAAACCAUCCCUUGAGAUGGUUAGUAACCAUAACCUUAUCUCCGUAUAACCAGCGCUUUACUUCAUAAAUUAUUUUCAAAAUUAUAAAAUAAGUCUAAAACUUUCCCAUCAAAAAAUUUCAUAUGACUGUACAUAUGUCAUCAAAAAUGGGCCUAGGUAUAUAGUAGAGAAAGCCCUAAGCAAAAAGAAUCAAUAGUUUAAAUUUACAUCUUGAAGAUUUACAAAGACCAGAUACUAGUUGUUAAACAAUAACUGACCAUAAAAAUUUAUCAACCUGUUCUUGGAUAUGUGCCAUUAGCCUUGGAUGAUUUUACGUUUUACUUUGCCAAAUGAC